CUGUGAGUCUAUAAAACAAGGGGAGACCAUCCACAAAUUUCUGUGCAAAAAAAAAAGAGUUAUCGCAUUUUCUUUUAGUAAAAUAAAUAAAUAAAUACAUUUAUUGUGUUCUAUAAAAUGUACAUGCCAGUAACUCUACUUGUAGCAGCUUUUGCUUUUUGUGAAGCAGCGAAUGUAGCCAAGAGAGACGAGCAAUGCACCGGGUUGUUACAGUGUUCUGCUUUACUUUCGAAAAUGGAAACAUCCAGCCUUGGUCCUUUGCAGGAUGAAGAACAAUACAAACAGCUAUGCCAGAAGAACGGUGAACUACAAAAGUGUUUUGACGACAACAAAGAUGACUGCCAAGAUUUAACUUUGUCCAACAUGGUUCUUGGAGGAAUUCAGACGAUAGACUUCCUUUGUUCGGCAGAGGGCAAAGAAGAGCUAGAUUCUAUCAAAGACUCUCCGUGUGUCAACGAUCAAACGACUUUCUUGUCAGCCAAAGAAGGAAUGGAGGAGUGUGGGCAGACUUUCCAGAAUGAGUUGCUGUUGGCCACUUUCUCCGCUAUGUCUAGUGAGGAAGAAAUGGAGUCAGUCAAUAUCUGUUUCUACUUAGAUCAACUGAGAAGUUGCGCUCUGGGAUCAGUGGAAAAUCAUUGUGGCCCAAAAUUUGGCAUCAUUGCUCGAAAACUUUUUGACAUUGAAUACCAGCCUUUUGCCAGGGAGUUGGAUUGUGGUCAACAAGUUCGUCACAUCCGUACUCUGAGAUCAAGACUCGUUCCUUUGAUCAUCUCUGGUGUCAGAAGAAGACGUUAAAUGUCGACCAGCUUCACGGUUCAAAUCUUAUGAUGUCCAAGAUUUAAAAAAAAAUUAAUUAGUCAAGAUAUUCUUUUUUAACUAUAUUCAAUGUAUUUCAAAAAAAAAAUUCUUUUCUAUAUUAUAAUCAAGGAAUAAAAUUUCGAUAGUUCAAUAA
Messenger RNA from Biomphalaria glabrata, 952 nucleotides. RefSeq lists its product as uncharacterized. NCBI's taxonomy places the organism in Eukaryota, Metazoa, Mollusca, Gastropoda, Planorbidae. The record is from RefSeq and is a predicted model, not a curated record. The transcript has 6 exons. Bases 118 to 795 code for a protein of 225 amino acids.